AUUAGAUUUAAUGUGUAAAGGUCCGAUUAUUUUUAAAGAUAGCUUUUUAAAGUCUUCUAGUGGCAAAGAAAUGUGUUCAGGAACAGUAGACUUGACAACUUCCAACCAUGUCAAUGGAAAGUAGCAGAAGAAAUGUUUAUUUCUGGAUUUUGAUGACAACACUGGCACACUGGGUGGUGGAAUGUGAUAAGCUGGAAGGCUAUUCAUUCCCCGUGUACAACACAACGUCAUGUCCCAGGGACCAAUCAGAAUGGAGAAGUAGGUCACCUGACCUAAACUGUACAGAGAAUAAUGGAUACAUGUGUAUACCCAACGAAAACAUUACAGAGCUGUUGGAGUUUUGCUACAGAUAUCCAAGGAUACCAAUUGAAAAGGGUAUCUGUUUGAUUCUCGUGAAAUCGACGUCUCUUGUUGAAGCCUACAGCUGUAAACAAUUUAGAAAUGGGUGUCCAGAUAAGCAGUACUGGAGUAAUGAAAUCUUUGAAUAUCCAAGUUGCCUAUCUAUUGGACAUAGAUGUUUUCUUGCUGAGCCUCUCUGUAAAGAUGAAGGAAUUGCUACCAUUGGACCUUCAGAAGUCACUCAAGGUACAACAAACGUCUACUUGGGAUCGACCAUCUUAAAUACAAGUUUAGGAAAUACCCCCAACCCAGACAUCGAUGGAAGUAAUACAUGGGUCUGGAUCCUAGUUAUAGGAGUAUUUCUGAUAACCGUAUCCAUACCUGUCUGCGCGCUUAUAUUCAUCUUCAGAAGAGGAAAUCAGAAGACUUUAGGCGAGGGGCACAAGGAAGAGGAGACAAUUCCCCUUAAAAUGGACAGCUCGGGAGAAAGAGAAAAUUUUAACAUGGUUAUAAUGAGCAGAAAACAAUUUAAGGAAGACAUAGGAGAAAAGAAGCCUGAUGAUAAUUCCUUGUCAGAUUAUGUAGUGGAAAAACAGGACAACAUGCCAUAUAUAGAUGAAACCAGCAAUGCAGCAUACUCCCCAUCGGAAGACAUUAGCAAAGAAGAAUAUUCCUCGUCGAAUAAAGACGUUCCAGUCGAGAUAAACAGUUACUUAGACCAACAGGAGGGCAGUGACAGAGUAGAUGCAGAAAAGCUUAAGAUAGCUGAUAUGUAUCGUGACGUCUAUGAAAUAUGGAAAACAGAGAUGUCAGGUAAAUAA
Saccostrea cuccullata (small rock oyster) is the source of this 1160-nucleotide messenger RNA. RefSeq lists its product as uncharacterized. The record is from RefSeq and is a predicted model, not a curated record. The transcript has 8 exons. Bases 108 to 1160 code for a protein of 350 amino acids. Lineage: Eukaryota; Metazoa; Mollusca; Bivalvia; Ostreida; Ostreidae.